AUCAAAGACGCGGCAUUCCGCAACCGACUAGCACAUGAACACGACAUACUCUGCUUCGAGAUGGAAGCCGCUGGUGUGAUUAGUACCGUUGACUGUUUGGUAAUCCGCGGCAUCUGCGAUCAUUGCAACGCCCAAAAGAACGACGUCUGGCAGGAGUACGCUGCUGCUACAGCCGCGGCAUAUGCGAAGCUUUUGCUCGGAGUUGUCGCCAAAGUGGAGGGUACGUGA
Trichoderma virens Gv29-8 is the source of this 228-nucleotide messenger RNA. RefSeq lists its product as uncharacterized. The annotation marks the transcript as partial. The record is from RefSeq and is a predicted model, not a curated record. NCBI's taxonomy places the organism in Eukaryota, Fungi, Ascomycota, Sordariomycetes, Hypocreales, Hypocreaceae. Gene Ontology annotation, molecular function: catalytic activity. Gene Ontology annotation, biological process: nucleoside metabolic process. The transcript has a single exon.